Hippocampus comes (tiger tail seahorse) is the source of this 365-nucleotide messenger RNA. Its product is annotated as rac GTPase-activating protein 1-like. The coding region runs from base 39 to 365 and encodes 108 amino acids. Gene Ontology annotation, biological process: Rho protein signal transduction; mitotic cytokinesis; mitotic spindle midzone assembly. Gene Ontology annotation, cellular component: midbody; spindle midzone; cleavage furrow. Gene Ontology annotation, molecular function: GTPase activator activity. Lineage: Eukaryota; Metazoa; Chordata; Actinopteri; Syngnathiformes; Syngnathidae. The transcript is spliced from 2 exons. The record is from RefSeq and is a predicted model, not a curated record.
UCUCUCUCUCUCUCUCUUCCAGUUACCUCAAAGACACCAUGGAGACCGCCGUGCUGAGCCUCCAGAAUUUGUAUGAGAAGAUGCGCUCGCAGGUUGAACUUCUCAGCGAGGGCGUAGAACCCAGCUUCAUUCUCAUGGCUCAGAACUUUGAAGACUGCCGACGCAAGUGGCUGGUGGCGGAGGAGAAUCUCACCUCCUGCAAGGAGGUUCUCACCAAAACAGAGACUGAGAGGUCUUCUUUGGAGGUCAAACUGAAGCACGCCCGCAACCAAGUGGAUGUGGAGAUUCGGCGCAGGCAGAAGGCUGAGGCUGACUGCGAUAAGCUGGUGUGUGUGUGUGGACUGUGGAGCGUUUGUUUGCAAUGA